AUAAAAUAUCAACAACCCUAGCUUCCACUUCAAGAGGAUUUAUUUUUACCUCUGCGCUUUAUCAAGUAAACAAUGUCUGGCGUCGACGUUUUCACUCUCAAGCACAACGACAAAAUAGCCACAGGGAACGGUAUUCAACUGAACGACUUCUGCCGGCUGUGUUUGCGGUGCUGUGGCCAGUCACGAAUGCAACUAUUGAAGGCGAAUUCGGCCAACUUUGGUUGCGAAAGCGUUUCCUAUCCGGAUAUGCUCACCUACGUGUACGGUUUGCCCUCGAACCUGUCCACCCAUCUGCCCCAGCGUAUCUGCGAACGGUGCGUGAAGCGUCUGGAGGUUGCCUACCGCAUCUGCCGGGAGUUUAAGGAGAAGGAAUCACUCCUGGAGAGGUUUUACUUUAACGGUUCCGUGCUGAAAGGGCUGAUACAGUAUCAAAACUUCCGAACAGUUCCACGCUCUGGAAAUGAAGAGCAGACACAACAAGUUCAUAACAUUGCCAACGACUCGAACAACUUCGAUCCGCUAUCGCAAGAAGAUCUUUUAAAAAUAGGUCAAUCAUUCGAAGUUAGAGCUGAUGGAUUGUUUCAAUGUACUAUUUGUUUUCAAACGUUGGAAACCCAGCAGGACUGCCAAGAACAUUGCCAGUAUUGCAAGAAAUCAAAUGCCUCUCGGCAAGCACCACAUCGAAGACAAUGUCGGAAGGAUUCCUCAGACACUGCCUCGGCCGACACUAACGCCGGAGAAUUUCCAGAGCUUGAAGUGGUAACGAUCAAAGCGGAACCAAUCGUUUCAGAGCAACUCGAUGAAGCCGACAGUGAUCGAAACGAAACGUCCGACGAGGAGGAUGCCGGUGGGAGCACUUCCAGACGAAGGGGAAGACCACUAAAUAAAUAUGCCGUCGGAGCGGACGGCCUGUUCAAUUGCGAAAUUUGUCCGAAGAAGUUUACCAAACGCAAGCAGUACGCACAACAUAUGGAUGUUCACGAUGCGUUGCAGAUGGGUCGGUAUAGGUGCGAAUUGUGCAACAAACUGUUCCGGAGAGGGUACCAUCUGAACCGACACAUGGAACGCAUUCAUUUAGCCGUUCGGGGUUCGUUGAAGGGUGCCAGGAAAAAUAGGAGGCUAUAGCUGUGCAGUUUCACAACGAAAAAUUGGUAACCAUUUCAAUCGACCAUUUCUGAUCUGGCUGAAACUUUGCCAACGAUGUUGUUUGUGUUACUCCCAUUUCAUAUCAUCUUCAUUUUAAUUAUAGUAACUAGGUUACUAUUCAUCUUAUACAAUUACAUUAAAUUGUUUAUCGUAAAAUAUGAUGAAUGUUACUUUGAAUAUCCCUUUUUUACCAACACAUUUCUCCAGUUAGCUGUUACCAAAAUACAAACGUGAAUCCUAGGAUUUGUGCCUCAGCACACAAACACAGGAAGAAACUCGAAAACAAAAACUAACCCAAAAAGACUAUUAUUUUUCCUCAUUCGAAAUCUACGCGACUAAUUCCGGCUGAUGAUUUACUGCCUAUCGGUUCGGAGAAAUGGCUUAUUUAAGACUCACCUUAGACAGCAAACUUACCUUCAAACCUCGAGUAGACAAAAGUUCAACGAGAUGCAUCCUUGAACAAGCCCAGUCCUCUUGAAAAUGCCUGAAGCUUCUUUUUAAGAUGUACUCUAUAUUAAAAAUCGAAGAAGACAAAGAUAUGAUUUUAGUAUUUCUCUCAAGGUAAAAUGUAAAGUUAUU
Molecule: messenger RNA, 1725 nt
Organism: Wyeomyia smithii (pitcher-plant mosquito)
Lineage: Eukaryota; Metazoa; Arthropoda; Insecta; Diptera; Culicidae
Exons: 3
Coding region: 73-1125 (350 amino acids)
Biological process (GO): regulation of transcription by RNA polymerase II
Cellular component (GO): nucleus
Molecular function (GO): DNA-binding transcription factor activity, RNA polymerase II-specific; zinc ion binding; sequence-specific DNA binding
Source: RefSeq, a predicted model, not a curated record